Messenger RNA from Sungouiella intermedia, 273 nucleotides. NCBI's taxonomy places the organism in Eukaryota, Fungi, Ascomycota, Pichiomycetes, Serinales, Metschnikowiaceae. The record is from the annotation of a GenBank genome assembly.
AUGGAAGAAAAAAAAAUCAAAAAGUUCAGUUCGGCGGAGUUAGUGAAGGGAGUGGUAGGGUUUAAGUAUGAUCUGUAUCAGUUUUGGGAAUGCAUGGAUAUCCUGCUCCAUGCAUGGUGGUCUCAAGUGGGUGCUUUUGGUGUGGCCUGCAGAUUGCAGAGUUGCAUAUCGCUGCAGAUGGUCAAGAUGCAUGACUUGUCGCGAGAUGCAAUUACUAUUUACGACCCAUUUUACGACAAAUUUGGGGCUGGAUGUGUCGACCGUUUCAUAUAG